Molecule: messenger RNA, 1376 nt
Organism: Limanda limanda (common dab)
Lineage: Eukaryota; Metazoa; Chordata; Actinopteri; Pleuronectiformes; Pleuronectidae
Gene: psmc4
Product: proteasome 26S subunit, ATPase 4
Exons: 11
Coding region: 8-1261 (417 amino acids)
Biological process (GO): proteasome-mediated ubiquitin-dependent protein catabolic process
Cellular component (GO): proteasome regulatory particle, base subcomplex
Molecular function (GO): ATP binding; proteasome-activating activity; ATP hydrolysis activity
Source: RefSeq, a predicted model, not a curated record
UUCCAACAUGGAGGAUCUGGUAGCUGUAGAGAAGAGCCCGGAAGACAUGCCGGCAACACUGAGUUCCAGACCCCAGACAGGGCUGUCCUUCCUGGCACCUGAACCAGAGGAUCUGGAGGACCUGUACAGCAGAUAUAAGAAGCUGCAGCAGGAGCUGGAGUUCCUGGAGGUGCAGGAGGAAUACAUUAAAGAUGAACAGAAAAACCUAAAGAAAGAGUUUCUCCACGCUCAGGAGGAGGUGAAGAGGAUACAGAGCAUCCCACUCGUCAUUGGCCAGUUCCUGGAAGCUGUUGACCAGAAUACGGCUAUUGUUGGCUCCACUACAGGGUCCAACUACUAUGUGCGCAUCCUGAGCACCAUCGACAGAGAGCUGCUGAAGCCCAACGCUUCAGUGGCCUUGCACAAACACAGCAACGCCCUGGUAGAUGUGCUCCCUCCUGAAGCUGACAGCAGCAUCAUGAUGCUGACGUCAGAUCAAAAGCCAGAUGUGAUGUAUGCUGACAUUGGUGGUAUGGAUAUCCAGAAGCAGGAAGUCAGGGAAGCAGUGGAGCUGCCACUUACUCACUUUGAACUCUACAAACAGAUUGGUAUUGACCCACCCAGGGGUGUCCUUAUGUACGGCCCUCCCGGUUGUGGUAAGACCAUGUUGGCCAAGGCUGUGGCUCAUCACACUACAGCUGCGUUCAUCCGUGUGGUUGGCUCUGAGUUUGUUCAGAAGUAUUUGGGUGAAGGCCCUCGUAUGGUGCGUGACGUCUUCCGGCUGGCGAAAGAAAAUGCUCCUGCCAUCAUUUUCAUUGAUGAGAUUGAUGCUAUCGCCACUAAGCGCUUUGAUGCACAGACUGGAGCUGACAGGGAGGUGCAGAGAAUCCUGCUUGAGCUGCUUAAUCAAAUGGACGGCUUCGACCAGAACGUCAACGUCAAGGUGAUCAUGGCCACCAACAGAGCAGACACACUGGACCCAGCCCUGCUGCGCCCUGGUCGUCUGGACAGAAAGAUUGAGUUCCCCCUGCCUGACCGCAGGCAGAAACGUCUCAUUUUCUCCACCAUCACCAGUAAAAUGAACCUCUCCGAGGAGGUUGACCUGGAGGACUAUGUGGCCAGACCAGACAAGAUCUCUGGAGCUGAUAUAAACUCCAUCUGCCAGGAGGCUGGCAUGUUGGCAGUGCGUGAGAACAGAUAUAUCGUCCUGGCCAAAGACUUCGAAAAAGCUUACAAGACCGUGAUCAAGAAGGAUGAGCAGGAGCACGAGUUCUACAAGUAGAGAAACAACCCUAUCCAGGAAACAACCGUGUCCAGACACACAAGUUUAUUGAUUUACGUCUUGUCUGUAUCUACAGUGUGUCUUAAAAAUCCAUUAAAGUUUUCCAUAAAAAAGA